This is a messenger RNA of Drosophila ananassae, 1751 nucleotides long. Its product is annotated as WD repeat-containing protein 18. The coding region runs from base 77 to 1657 and encodes 526 amino acids. Gene Ontology annotation, biological process: rRNA processing; DNA-templated DNA replication. Lineage: Eukaryota; Metazoa; Arthropoda; Insecta; Diptera; Drosophilidae. The transcript has 2 exons. Gene Ontology annotation, cellular component: nuclear pre-replicative complex. The record is from RefSeq and is a predicted model, not a curated record. Gene Ontology annotation, molecular function: protein binding.
CUAUCGAUAACAUGCAGGUAACUUGUUGGCCGCGUUAUUUUGAUAGCACGUGUGUGAAUUGAAGAAUCCGUGCAAAAUGACCGACGUUGUGGAGGCCGUGUUCAUCAGCACGGGCAGCGAGGACAACACUACCUGCAGUGUCCAGGAUCUGCGCACCGGCACAGAUUUAAUGCGCUACAAGGGCGGGGGAUGCGCCCAGCACCAAGGCCUCUCCAUCAUCGGUCUGAACUAUUUGUUUGCGGCGAACGCCGCCAAGCCUCUGAUCCAUGUCUGGCCCAUCAACAAACAGGAACAGAUGUCGGGCAUUCGCUUCGUGGUGCCGGGCAAGGUCAAUGCCAUGGCCGUCACGCCGGAUGCAGCCUUCCUAGUGGCCGGCAUCCAGGAGAACAUCUACCUCUGGCACCUGAACACCGGCCGCAUGCUGAACACAAUUUCGAAGCAUUACCAGGCCGUCACCUGCCUGAGAUUCACCGACAGUGGAGAGCACUUCAUUAGCGCCGGCAAGGAUGGCGCUGUUCUGGUGUGGAAUCUCACUUCCGCCUGUGCUCCGCUGGUCACGGGCAAUGGCCAGGAUAGCAACGAACCGCUGUACAGCUUCAAUGAUCACGGCCUGGCCGUCACAGACAUCUACACUGGGAUAGGUGGAACGCGGUCGUACUUGUACACUGUCUCCCUGGAUCGCUGCUGCAAAAUAUACGACUUGAUGGGCGGUGUCCUGCUCGUCAGCGUGGUCUUCCCAGUGGCCCUGCACAGUGUGAUAGUGGACAAGCUGGAGAGGAGCGUCUAUGUGGGCUCUGCCGAGGGCAAGGUCUACGUCUUCCACACGGAGAACGCUCCCCGAAUGACUGAAUACCACAUGGAUGAGGAGGAGGCUCAGGCCUUUGUGGGUCACGCCGAAGGCAAGGCUAUUACCUGUCUGGCUCUGAAUAUGAGUGGCACGACCUUGGUUUCCGGCGGCGAUGACAAGCAGGUCUGCGUCUGGGACACGGGCAGUCGCCAGCUAAUCAAGAGCAUACCCCAGAAUGGAACGGUGAGCAAUCUCCGCAUUCGCCUGGUCAGCGGCGUGGUCUUCCAGCCGGAGCACAAGCAGCCGGAGAUGUUCGCCGACAGUCUGAAGCGGAUGAUCAGCGCACGGGAGGAGAAUGAUUGCAUCGAACUGAUGCCGCUGGCCAACCAAGACGCUGAAGAGGAGGAUGAGUUGCCGCAAGGGGUUCUGGAUGAUGAGCUGCUACUGAAGUUUAUAGCUCAGAUGGGAAGGGUGACUGCGGGGGAGAAUGGAGUGGAGGACAUGGAAGAAACGCUGGAGGAGGAGGAGGACGAUGAGUCUGAGGAUCAGGAAGACUCUGAGCCCGAAGAAGCAGAAUCUGAGGAGGAGCCAGAGGAACCAGAGCCGCAAAAAAAGAAAACAAAAGCAAGGAAGACACCAUCCGACCAGGAGGAUGACGAAGAAGAGGAAGCAACUGAAUCAGUAGCAGGAACUAUUCAAUCGGUAUCAGCUCCCCUCGAAAGAGACGCAUUCAUCGAAAAGUUGCAGGAGGAGAACAGACAACUCAAGGAGGAGACCAAGAGGAUGUUCGAGUACUUGUAUGACUACGUCUCCCGCAGGCCGCAGGGAAGUCCUGACAAGAGCAAACGAAAGAAGCCAAACGCCAAGUAGAUAGCAGCAGUUAACUAAUUUUACUUAGGAUUAGGUUUAAUAAUCAUCAAUUAUACAUGGUACAAAAAAAAUUAGGAAACAAACAGAAAACAGA